Aspergillus clavatus NRRL 1 is the source of this 1383-nucleotide messenger RNA. RefSeq names its product MFS transporter. NCBI's taxonomy places the organism in Eukaryota, Fungi, Ascomycota, Eurotiomycetes, Eurotiales, Aspergillaceae. Bases 1 to 1383 code for a protein of 460 amino acids. The record is from RefSeq and is a predicted model, not a curated record. Gene Ontology annotation, biological process: transmembrane transport. Gene Ontology annotation, molecular function: transmembrane transporter activity. The transcript is spliced from 2 exons.
AUGGCUCUUAGAACAAUCAUGGACGUCUAUAUUGUUGGCUUUGUACGGAGCGGCAUUGCUGACAGCUUCUCAUAUCAGCUCACCAAUUAUUCUUAUAUAGCCGUCGCCGGCUACAUAGCAGAUCGGAUUCAGUCCCGACGCUGGCCUCUUCUUAUAGGACUGGUAGCCCUAGGAGCUGCCACGGCGUUGCUCUGUGUAGGGACCAAUAUUGGGCUUUGGAUCGCUGGCCGGCUGUUCCAAGGAGCAUCCGCAGCUAUUGUCUGGACAGUAGGCUUAGCCCUCUUGGUUGACACGAUCGAAAAAGAAGCUCUGGGCGAGGCGAUGGGAUAUGCAGCCAUGGGCAUCACACUCGGAACAAUGGGAGGCCCUCUCCUGGGAGGUGUCAUUUAUGAAAAGGGAGGCUACUAUGCUGUUUACGGGCUGGCCUUUGGCAUAGUCGGCUUCGAUAUCUUCCUACGGAUUGUCUUGAUUGAGAAGAAGCAUGCCGCGAGAUGGCUUGAGAUCGAGAAGCCAUCUUCUGAGCUUGGAGAGAAUACGUCCGAAAAACAGCCUAUACCCGCAUAUGGUACCAACUCCUUCUUGAGUGGAGGACCCGAAACCAGCACUCGCAGUGGGCAUAAAGAUACGUCGAACGAUAGCGCAUCGCAAAGCAAUACUCUUCAUAGUGAGGAUUCAGAUUCAAAGGAGCCUCGCAAGCGACGUUUUAGUGCCAUCACUACUUUACUAGCAUCUGAUAGGAUGCUUGUCACUUUGUGGGCAUAUUUCAUUGUAUCCGUCGCCCUGACAUCUCUCGACAGUGUACUUCCACUUUUCGUCCAGGACACAUUUGGUUGGAAACCGACAGCGCAGGGGCUCAUCUUUAUUCCCGUGUCUGUACCACAUCUUCUGGAUCCAUUGUUCGGUUAUCUUAAUGACAAGUUUCCCAAUGCCCGACGGUUCAUAGCUGCUGGGGCACUUUUUGGCACUGUGCCGCUGUUUGUGCUACUCCGACUAGUCACCACGAAUUCCAUGAGCCAUAAGGUGCUUCUCUGCGCGUUGCUGGCGCUUCUUGGAUUGUGUCUGGCUCUCCUAAUUCCUCCUCUUUUCGUGGAGGCAUCCUACGUCGUUCAGGAGAAAGAGGCAGAGAAACCUGGCGUUUUUGGCAAGGGAGGCGCAAUGGCUCUUGCGUACGGUAUUCUCAAUUCCGCUUUCGCAGCUGGAAGCAUUGUUGGGCCUUUCCUUGCGGGUUUCAUUCGUGAAAGCGCUGGCUGGGGCACGAUGACUUGGACGUUGGCUUUGCUUACGGGAGUGUCGGCUCUACCGAUCCUGCUGUUCCUGGGAGGGCGCAUAUGGAAGCCUAUGGGACGACAAGUUGUAAGUCAUGCUCCUGAAGCGCUUGGAUAA